This is a messenger RNA of Diplodia corticola, 1917 nucleotides long. Its product is annotated as nadph-dependent fmn fad containing oxidoreductase. The transcript has 3 exons. Gene Ontology annotation, molecular function: flavin adenine dinucleotide binding; FMN binding; NADPH-hemoprotein reductase activity. Gene Ontology annotation, cellular component: cytosol. NCBI's taxonomy places the organism in Eukaryota, Fungi, Ascomycota, Dothideomycetes, Botryosphaeriales, Botryosphaeriaceae. The record is from RefSeq and is a predicted model, not a curated record. Bases 1 to 1917 code for a protein of 638 amino acids.
AUGGCUCACUCCGCCCUGGUGACGUACGGCUCCGAAACUGGAAACGCAGAGGAGCUUGCUGUUCAGCUGAGUCAGCUUACCCGCCGGCUGCGCAUCUGGACUACCAUCAAGCCGCUGAACGCUCUCACGCCACAGCAUCUAAGCAACGCUUCAGUUGUCCUAAUAGUCAUAUCCACCACUGGCCAAGGCGACUUACCGAGAAAUGCCCAACUCCUUUUCCGAAAAUUACGGAGUAAGAAGCUAGCACCAAAUUGCUUGGAAAACUGUAUCUUCACGUCGUUUGGGUUGGGCGACAGCUCGUAUCCCCAGUUUAACUGGGCGCAUCGGAAGCUGGGCAACCGCAUAGAACAGCUGGGCGCUCAGCGUCUCAUUGAAGCUGGGGAAGCAGACGAGCAGCAUCCUGAAGGGGUUGAUGCUACAUUUCUGCCAUGGGUAGACAAGCUUCGAGAGAAGCUGCUGGAAACAUGCCCAGUCCCAUCCGAUGUCAAGCCGCUCGGCGACGAUACUUUUCUUAAACCGAGAUGGCUCCUCAAAAUCCAUGGCGACAAUGGGGGAGCGAAGCUUGAACAGCAACCCCGGACUUUUGAGGAUUUCUCAGACCUGGAUUGUGCCCACGUUGGCCAGGAGCCCGAUCAUGAGCCCGCAGAAGUUGUGUCAAACACGCGAGUAACCUCUGAAGAUCACUGGCAGGACGUUCGACAGAUCAACAUAAAAUUCCCGCGACAAAUACCGCGAGCAGAUGCAAAAGGCAACGUCUUAGAAAAGCCGCGUGCAUUUUACAGUCCAGGGGACAUACUUGAGAUCUACCCAAAGAAUUUUUCUUCCGAUGUCCAGGACUUCAUUGAUUUGCAGGGUUACGGAUCCGUGGCCCACGCACCCCUGGACCUCCAAUAUGACUGGGAACAAUUCGACAGCAGUCCUCCACGUGAACAUCCUUUGGGCCGCGCCCCUUUCCACAAUACUCUGUUUGGCCUUCUCACCAAUCACCUCGAUAUCAUGGCUGUGCCCCGCCGUUCGUUCUUCGCCCUAAUCACCCACUUUGCAUCCGAUCCGGAUCAAAAGGAGCGCCUUCAGGAAUUCGCACGGCCGAAUGAUCCGGAGCUCAUCGACGACUACUUCGACUACGCCACACGCCCACGCCGCAGCAUUCUUGAAGUGUUGCAGGAGUUCACCAGUGUCAAGAUCCCUUAUGAGUACAUUCUCGGUAUAAUCCCGUCCCUGAAACCCCGCCAGUUCAGCAUCGCCAGCGCCGAUCUGACAAGAACCGAUCCGGCAUCGACCGACUGCAACGUCACACUGCUCGUCGCCAUCGUCAAAUAUCGCACCGUCAUCAAGCGCAUCAGGUGGGGCGUCUGCUCGCACUACCUCAGCGAGCUCAAGCCAGCCCAAAAACUGCGCGUGCAGCUCAUCGAGGGCGCCAUGCGCCUUUCCGACGAGGACCUCCAGGCCCCUUCCAUCCUCAUCGGGCCGGGCACAGGUGUCGCGCCUCUUCGCUCCAUCAUUCAGGGAAAGGAGCUCCUUCGCAGUCGCGAUGCCGACGGCGCCGUGGCCCCCAACAUGAACGACACGUUUCUCUUCUUCGGCAACCGCAACGCUGCGGCGGACUUCUUCUUCGCGGACGAGAUGCGCGAGCGCGAGGCGAAGCAGAAGAUGCACCUCGCCACGGCUUUCUCGCGGGACCAGCGGGAAAAGGUGUACAUCCAGGAUCGAGUCCGGGAGCACGGAAAGGUGAUCUGGGACCUGCUUCAGAAGAGUGCGAGGAUCUAUUUGUGUGGGAGCUCAGGCAAAAUGCCCGAGGCGGUGAGAAGGGCGUUGGAGGAGGUCAUCAAGAUCGAAGGAGGGAUGAGUGUACCCGAGGCCGAGGAAACAUUGAGGGGAAUGGUCAAGGCGGGGAGGUUCAGACAGGAGACUUGGUAG